Mollisia scopiformis is the source of this 2047-nucleotide messenger RNA. RefSeq names its product mitochondrial distribution and morphology protein 34. NCBI's taxonomy places the organism in Eukaryota, Fungi, Ascomycota, Leotiomycetes, Helotiales, Mollisiaceae. The transcript is spliced from 3 exons. Bases 380 to 2047 code for a protein of 555 amino acids. Gene Ontology annotation, biological process: mitochondrion organization; phospholipid transport. Gene Ontology annotation, molecular function: lipid binding. The record is from RefSeq and is a predicted model, not a curated record. Gene Ontology annotation, cellular component: ERMES complex.
UGACGCUUAACAGCUUUAGUGCAAAGGUAAAUCUCAGUGGUCACUCUGCUUCUUUGGGAUCAUCACAAGCAAGGAAAAGGGAUUCCGCUCACCCAUAACAAUCGAUCCAUCCACCACGACAAUCACCCCGUCGACCCCGACUUCUCUGCAGAAGAAUUCCCAUCGUUGCCGUCGACAACUUGUAUCUUCAUUGAUACGAGCAGACGGGAGGGAGUGAUAAAGAUCAGCGCCCCUGCGUUCGGUGGAAUAACCUUAUCACCAGGUCAGGUCCGCAGAUUCUUCACGCGACCAAGAGGAUCCAACACUCAACACCGGAAGUUCCACCACGUCUGCAACAAGAUAAAACAUAUACCUUUGAGAAGACCGAUGCGAUCCCAACAUGGCGUUCAAUUUCAACUGGUCGCCGCUGACGGCAGAUGCGGACUUUUACAAAAGAGCUCAAGAGAUGCUCACGACUGCCCUCAAUAAAUCUCCAAAACCACCGAUAAUCGUCGAUGACAUUUUAGUCAACGAGCUGAAUCUAGGGAGCGUGCCUCCCGAGUUGGAAAUACUAGAGAUUGGGGAUUUGGCAGAGGAUAGGUUCAGAGGAAUCUUCAAGAUGUGCUAUUCUGGAGACGCUUUUCUCACCCUCAAGACUCGAGUCCAAGCGAACCCCUUGAACACUUACCUAUUUUCAAAACCAUCCUUUACCUCGCCGCAGCCUCUAGCAGCGUCAUCUGGAUUGACGAUACCAUUGCAAAUUACCUUAUCGGAGAUCAAGUUGUCGGCCUUCAUCAUACUGGUGUUCUCGCGACAGAAAGGCUUGACCCUGGUUUUUCGAAAUGAUCCGCUUGAAUCACUUAAGGUCUCUUCGACCUUUGACUCCAUACCUUUCGUUCGAGACUAUUUGCAGAAGGAGAUUGAAAUGCAGCUGCGGACAUUGAUGAUGGACGAAUUACCCGCGAUCAUUCACAGACUUUCACUAAGAUUAUGGUGCCCGGAACACAGCGCCAAGGAAGAUCAAGAGAUGGAAGCCAAAAAGCCGGAAGAGGACGAGGUGGUUGUGGAUCCAUUUGGAAGUCCUCCACAAGAUGCCGUGGAUGCCAGAGGAAACGUGUUGGAUGCGAGCGAAAUUUCGUCCAUGACCCUCGACGGUGGCUCAGAGAUUCAUUCGCUUUUCUCUCAAAAGAACCUUCUCCGAUUGGCCACAUUGACUGAUUCUCAACGUACACUCUCACUCUUUACUCCUUCCAUCCGGGAUGCUGUUUUUAGAGCCUGGGCAGGACCAUCAGAAAGAAGCGACUCUGCCGGAAGCAGUACACCAGCAACCCCAAGUCUGAUGCGGUCACAUUCUUCGGUUGGAAGCACUAGUACAACAUACACUUUCAACAGAUCAUCUGAUGAUGGACAGGGUCACAUUCCGUCUCGACCAUCACUCGUGAGCAUGCAUUCGGCUACUACAGGACUAGGACUUGGUGCUGGACGACACUCACGAUCACAUAUGCGCAAGAAGAAGACUCGAGUCGUCAACUUGCGCAGAACAAAGACCACUGAUGACCUCACUAGUGAGUCUGGCGAAAGUGAGACUGCUUCUAUCGUCGCAGUGUCCGAGCCAGUCGCCCCUACACACAUUGAAGAGGAACCAGAGGACAAUAUCAUUACACCCCCACACUCUCCAUCUCAAAGAGUACGAUUCCGGACUAGCAGCAUUGAUCUUGGUGACUCGCCUAGAAAGCUUCGCCUUUCAACGUCAGAGCCCAUCGUUGACCACCUACCUGUUGAGGAGCCAUCUGUUCCAAUCCGAGAACAACGACCAGCGUAUACUAGCUUCUCUACUUAUACUCAAGAGAAGUUCUCGAAUUCAGCACCGUUACAUUACACGCCAGCUCCAGUUCUUUCCGAUACAUCCUCUGCAGCAGGAAGCAUCAUUGAACAAGCCUGGGUUAUGAAGAUGGCUAGUGAAAUUGCUCGUCGUGCUCAGGACGAGAAGGCAACAAGUCAAGGCUUCUGGUCUCGAGACGAACGAGAAGAAACUCCACCGCCAGCAUAUGCUCCAAAGGCCAACUAA